This is a messenger RNA of Stegastes partitus (bicolor damselfish), 4892 nucleotides long. Its product is annotated as PQ-loop repeat-containing protein 1. The record is from RefSeq and is a predicted model, not a curated record. The transcript is spliced from 5 exons. Gene Ontology annotation, cellular component: trans-Golgi network; endosome. Bases 101 to 835 code for a protein of 244 amino acids. Lineage: Eukaryota; Metazoa; Chordata; Actinopteri; Pomacentridae. Gene Ontology annotation, biological process: phospholipid translocation; retrograde transport, endosome to Golgi.
GAGUUGGGAUUUGAAAGUUGGAGCUGCUGCCAGGGAACCCCGAGAGUGUUUGGAAGACAUUCGUGCUGCUGGACCUCCUGGACGCCCCUGAGACUCUGUGAUGGAUGCAGAGGUGGUUCUGCAGGAGGAGGACAUGGAGGGCUCGUGGACGCUGCUGUCCUGGCUGGCGUCCUUCGUCAUGGUGUUCGGCGGAGCCCUGCCCUACGUGCCGCAGUACCAGGAGAUCCAGAGAAGCAGCAACACCGAGGGCUUCUCCACCAGAGUGUGCUUCGUGCUGCUCGUAGCCAACAUAUUACGCAUAUUCUUCUGGAUCGGGAAGCAGUUUGAGAUGACCCUGCUGCUCCAGAGUGUGGUGAUGAUCCUCACCAUGUUCGCCAUGCUCCACCUCUGCUGCACCGUCCAGAACACCAACCGCGUCAGCACCAGGCAGCAUCGGCUCUCAGACUUGAACUUCCACUACUUCUGGAAGUGGAGCGCGUUCGAGGACUACCUGCUCUUCUGCUUCGGCUUCACGGUGCUGUGCGCGGUGGUCACCCUGCUCCUGCUCGACUCCGCCGUGUUCGUGGAGACCCUGGGAUCCCUGGCCGUGAUGUUCGAGGCCAUGCUGGGCGUCCCACAGCUGCUGCAAAACUUCGAGAACCGCUCCACCAAAGGCAUGAGUGUGAAGAUGGUUCUGCUGUGGACGGCCGGCGACGUCUUCAAGACCACCUACUUCGUGAUGAACGAAAGCCCGGCUCAGUUCUGGGUCUGCGGUUCAGUCCAGAUCCUGAUCGAUGUGUUCAUCCUGCUCCAGGUGUUGCUCUACAGCCAGGACACGCGGGUCAAACUGGGCUGACCGUGGCUGAAGAUAACAGCCAGAGCUUUGGUAUAAGUUUUAAUGAGUCUGAGGACUAGAAGCCUUUUAAAACAACCUGCUGAUAAAGUGUCAGGCUGAAGUUUAGAGCCAGAAUUUGGAGAAAACCAAAGUGAAAUAGAUUGUUUUUGUUGUUUUUUUUAGUGUUCAGCCUUAUAGCUCAAAACUUCUGCUUUAAAAGUAUCAUGCAGAACCAGCCAAGUUACCUCCAAGUGCCAUUACACCACCUCGUUAGCAUCUUCAGCCCUAAAAACAAAUCAUUGCCUUACGUAUUAUAAUGUAGGUGCAUUUUACAUUUUUAUUUUUUUACUAUUUAUUCGGACUGCGUGGAUCAUAAUGUGGACUCCUGAAGUGUCGUGGACAUGAGAACUGUGAGAGGAAACAUUAUUCACGUUGGCAGCUCGCUAACAGCACAUCAGUGCUGCUGUAAUGGCAACUGGAACAACCAGUCCUGCACCAGUAGCGCCGCACUGGAAGCUGCAGCCUGACGGAUGGGUCUCCCGCCUCACACUCCCGACUUCACCGGACUGUUCUCAUGAUACAUAGCGUGUGUGCUCGUCUGUGCGUGUCCGUGUGUGUGUGUUUGUGUUGGCGUUCUUGCGCAGCUGAUAUCGAUUUUUGCCGUCGGCAUCCAGCGCUAAGAGAAAGCGGCAGAAUGUACAUGGAGUAAUGGCGACUACACGGGCCAUCAGUCUGCAGGGUCCGACUCUGCUUUGUGGUGCGAUUGACAAACAAUCCGAGUCUCCCACAAAGUAUACAAAGAAAUGACACCACGAUGCUUUGCUCUAUACCUCAGUCGCCAGAUCUCCUGUAGACACCAAAGAACGCGUCAGACUUCAGGUCAAACUAACUUUUAUUGUUGUUUAUUGUUGAACAUGUGUGGCUUUUAUCAUGUCAUCCUCUAAGUACUGAGGUGGUUUUAUUAUUUCAUUAUCUGCUGAUUUUUGUGGUCUCUUUUACCACAUUUAGAAAAGAGUAAUGACAGUCACAGGAGUUUUUUUUAACCUUGAUGUUUUAUUGAACACAUUUCUGCUAACACCCAUCACCCGCUGACAUCUCUGACUCCUUAGAAAGCAGCGUUCUGUUUGAAAAUGUAAGAACAAAAUGGCCCAUUUUCAAGCCCUUACCAAGUGAGAUUUGGCUCAGAACGAAUGUUCUUUUAAGGACUUUAUGGAGUUUUAUGGAAGAUGUCGAUGAAGCGUUACUGUGACAGCAUCAGAACCAAUAAUUUAUGGCCUAAGUGGGUGUUGGCCUGCCAGGAGUGCAGCCAGUUUUCUGGAAUAUUUUGUGAAAGGGCAUGUUGAACCACUAUUCAAGGCCAAUUUUUUUAAGUAUUUGUUUUGCAGAUACCUAGACAAUCACAAGGGUUUAAAGAUACAAGGCAUAAAUGUAUGUUUCUGCUUUUUUCCUGUGAAUCUUCCCUUUGACUCGACAGAAACUGAGCUCCUCACAAAAUGUCAAAAUAAUGAUUGAACAGUAUUGAACAACUUCUUUAAAUUGCACUGCAGUCCAGACUGAUAUUCUGUGUCUUAAACAAUAGAUAGAAAUUUUAAGAACUGAACAGUAAUUGUGGCAAAAGCAUCUCUUGUAAAACGCUCCCACAUUAAGUCAUUAGGCCUUAAUUGACUUGUUAGAGCUUAAUGAGAUGUUGAAGGGCUUCCAGCUCGCAAUCUCCACUGUCUUAAAUCUCAUUAACAAAUGGCAUUUAAAGGGGAAGUCAAAACAAGACACAAGAGCUGGAAAACUUUCAGAAAAACGUGCACAGAAAGGAAAAGCAAAAACCCAAAAUGACUGAAGACGAGCUGCAGGAGGGUUUAACUGACACAGGAGUGGAUGUGCACAGACAGGACCUGCAUGGAGGAAACAUCACGUGUGACCUCUUCACUAAAGUCAACAUCUGAAAACAUGAAAAACAGCAUCUGGAUGAGCCAAGCAACCGCCGAGGACGGACGAAGUUAAAAUCGGCCACAAUCGCCAAAAGUCUGUUUGGAGAAACAAGGUGCAGCGUUUGAUGAGGAGAACUUCCUGCCAACUGUUAGGAACGGAGGUGGAAACUGUCUGCUGUCGUAUGUCUGGCAGCCGGUGGCUCAGGAACACGGCGCAGAUAGAGGGAGGACUGGAUUCAGUAAACGUCGGCCAACUCUGGAUGGAGAUGUUGAGAAAAUGAAAACGCUGGCUUCAACAACUGGACGGUCUUCCAAAGCAGAGCUCCAAAUCCACGAGGACUUCAACUUGCUCCGUGUGCCAGGCAAAUAAAAAAUUCUCUAAACUUGAAGUGACCUGCAAGAAAGAUUCCUAAAUCAAGAAUAGAAAGACUCUUUGCCAGCCGGAGAAAUGUCUGCCCGUUGGUGUCCAAACUGUUGUAUACGACUGUUUACCAAAGUACAAUUAAAUUUAUAAAAGGAAACUCGGUGCCCUUCAGGAAAGUCAAGCUACCUAAAGCCAAAAAUAACUCCAUAAAACACCGUUCCCAUUUCCUGAGCCCCUUCCUGCUCAGCACCUUCGCUUCACUCCUUUAGUUUGAUUAAUUUUCUUUUUAUAGCAUGUUAAAUGGCAGCAAUCAAACCCAGAAAUGUCGUCAUUCAACCAGCGAUGCUCCAUUAGACACGGGGCGGUUUACGUAAUGCUCGGGCAAAAUACUUUAUGUUUAGUUCCUUCUGCGUGUCGAAGCGCCGCUGAGCCGUCAUCUGGAGGCAGCGGCCGCCGAGUUGUGGAGAAAACGAGGUUAUCAGCAGCGAUGAUGACUCAAGCGAGGCCAUUUGCUCAAAUCAUCUUAUUAUCCUUCCCUCCCAACUUCAUUUUGUGAUGUGCAGUGUUUUCCACAUAGUUCCCCAUCAGAUGGACGCUGUCUCUGUCUAACAGGGAAACACUGCAGAGGGGGAAUCAUUACAGCUACCAGCGAAACUUUCUUCAUCCCGUCCAGCCUCCCAAAUGCAAAAUAACUCACGCAUAUUUUAUUCAAAAGCUCUGUUUAUAAUUGAAACAUUAAUUUAACAAUGCAGCCUUCAGGUGAUUGCGGCUCUUUCCCGCUGUUUCCUGAAAGUUUCCUAAAACCACUGCAGGGUGAAACAAGGGAGACGCAGCAGCUCAUCAGCAGCCGGUGCACGUUCCUUUUCUUUUUUAACUUCCCCUCCUGUAUGAUUUAAUUGAGUCAUAAAGUCAUGCGUUAAGUCUUUGAAUCACCUUUUUGAUUCACCAGUCGGUGUCCUUCUGUUAAUCUCUACUUGCUGCCCAUCAGCGAGCAUCGUUUUGAUGUUACACGCUGCAGUGCUUCUGGUUUGCAUCGUGAAGACGGCUCGUGGACGCCGCUGAGCCAUAAGACUACAUUUGUGAAGACGGGGCAUUUCAGGAGAGGCGUCAGUAUUGUUGUUCUGUGUGUAUGUGCAUGAUAUCUUACAUCUGUUGGCCAUAUUGUAAGCUGCGUGUGUCUUACUAUCUCAGCCCUGCAUUCCACACCAGGAUUGCAGUUGCAUUAUUUUUAUAUUCUAUAUGUUCUUAUCGCCAGAUGCUUAUCUUCAUAUUGUUUUCCGUCAGCAGAGACCCAGAGCAGCACCCUCGCUGGCUUUAGUCGAACAUUCAAGGCCCCUAUAGACUUUCUCUCUCAAGGACAGUCGGAGACACUAACGCUCGUUGUGGUUGUGAUAAUCCCUCAAGUUCACAUUGAGGUAAAUGCACUUGUUGUCUCACCGCCGCGAUGCUGAUAACAAGUCGGUGGUUUGGGUUUUCUUCCCACCAGGUGCAAGAUUUACGUUUCAUUUUUUUAUCUUGACAUAAAAUUUGGAUUAACAGCUGGCGACACCAAAUGUCCUGUGAUUUCAGUUUAAAUGUCCUUUCUGCAGGUUAUAUGCUUUUAACCACAAUCAGAAGUGAGUGAACCAAACAUCAUGUGACACUGUGAUGCACACCUGAGACAUCAGGCAUGCAAACAAUAUGAAAAACUGUUACUGUCCAAAUAGAUGUUACUGUAUAACGGAGAAUGUGUGAAUGCCAAACGUUUGUCAUUUCAUUUUCUCAGAUAUAAACUAUUUAUCUUCCACUA